AUGAAACUUCUUGUAUUUCUAGCGGCCGUGAUCGCUGCUUCUGCGUCAAUGCCGGAGGAACCUGAUAAAUGGCAGCGGUACAAAUCAGAGAUGAGUCAACUGGAUUAUGUCAGUCCGAGAAAAGACUGCAAUGAGCCAUAUGUUCAUGGGAUGCGCUUCGAUUGUUCCAUAACAUCCUCAAAUGAUGUCCCGUCUUCGGUCCAUAAGUUGAGACCAGGAGAUGUGGCGGUUAUAGGUGCAUUCGGUGAUUCCAUAACUGCAGGCAACGGGGCACUAGCGUGCACUCUCUUAGAAGUAUUUAUUGAGUACAGAGGAACAUCUUGGAGUAUCGGUGGUGAUGGGACUUUUGAUACAGCUCUCACAUUACCAAAUAUUCUAAGAUUAUACAACCCCGAUCUGAUUGGUUACUCUCUUGGUGUGGGGAAUGUCAGCAGUAACACGUCUUAUCUCAACUGUGCUGUACCCAAAUCAAGAUCCAGUGCCAUGCCUGGGCAGGCAGAGGACCUAGUCAAGCGAAUCUACGCGGAUCCAACCAUUGACGUAGCCAAUGAUUGGAAAGUCAUCACACUGUUCAUUGGGGGGAAUGAUGUGUGUGAGUUCUGCAAGGACCGCCCGAAUUAUACCAAGGAGAAGUACAUUGAGAGAAUUACAAAGGCAUUGGAUCAUCUUCACGACAAGUUGCCACGUACCUUAGUCAACGUUGUGGGACUCAUCAACGUCACCCAGCUAACGAAACAAUCAGAGUUUAUUUGUGGACUCGCGCACGCCAUCAUCUGCAGUUGCAUCAAAAAUUUGGAUUAUAACGAAACUUUGGAAGUUGAGCAACUAACCCGCGACUACCAGGAAGUACUUCGAGAUCUAGCAAACAGUGGGAGAUAUGAUACGACUGAUGACUUUACAGUGGUGUACCAACCCUUUAUGGAAAACACACAGUUUCCAGCUGAUGAGAAUGGUGAUUUUGAUAAAUCAUUCAUGUCACCCGAUUGCUUCCAUCUGAGUGCCAAGGGACACGCAUUUGCAGCUAAGGAACUCUGGAAUAACAUGCUCCAGCCAGUUGGACAUAAAUCCAUGGAAUGGGAUCCAUUUUCAAAAUCCCUUUCCUGCCCAACAGAGAAUAUGCCAUACUUUGCCACCAACAAGAAUAGCAUGAUUGACGAAACCAGCACGGAAAACCCCAACCGGAGAACUACACCGGCAAGCAACGGAAAAGCAGCUCUCAGCCCGCACAAUGCUAUUAUUUCACUGGUGGCGUUUCUCAUUAUUUCAAUGUUCUUACAUUAG
Messenger RNA from Asterias rubens (European starfish), 1281 nucleotides. RefSeq names its product phospholipase B1, membrane-associated-like. The transcript has 14 exons. Gene Ontology annotation, molecular function: glycerophospholipase activity. Lineage: Eukaryota; Metazoa; Echinodermata; Asteroidea; Forcipulatida; Asteriidae. Gene Ontology annotation, biological process: phospholipid metabolic process. The record is from RefSeq and is a predicted model, not a curated record. The coding region runs from base 1 to 1281 and encodes 426 amino acids.